AUGCUACGAUAUUCCACUAGAUGCACAUGUAGGAGGUUUUCGAGAAUUCUGGUAUUACAUACACCACUGCUAUACAGGCCGUACACAACUGAAACUACUACUACUACUACUACGACAACCCCACCACCAGUAAGAUCAGCUGCCGACUUGACAAAUGAGCUAGCGAAUAUAUUCAGACCGGCACUGAUUAAAGAGAAGCCUAUUAGACCUUCAUUAUUGUGGCGGAAAAAAGGAGGAGAGUUUGACCCGCAGAGAUUCCCAGACCAGGCCUCGGCCAUCCAUACCAGUUUAGGAUGGUUCUUUAUUCCACCACAAUGUAAUCAAAGUGCCGAUAACGCCAAGGAACUAGACUUGGCUUUAGCGCAAACAGAGUUUACUCAACAGACUAACCGUGAAGAAGUCCAGAAGUUUGUAUAUGAAUGGUGCGCAGAUUGUAGCAAACAGGCGGAAAAUGCACCCCAACGGAACCCCAGAUCAUCAAUUGAACGGAAAUCAAGGGAACGCAAUAAGACCUUGAAUGAAUUGUAUCAAGAGCAACUUGAUUAUGGCGAAAAUGAUAGCAACAACAACGAAAGCAAAAAUGGCAUAAAUCAUCUCGAGCCUCAAAGACUCUUGAAGCGUGCCCUCAGGGACCCCGAAUUUAAAUUGCGAUUCAAAUGCAUAGAUGCGACCAAGGGCAAAUAUGAAGUCCGGGGCUUGUUAUUGGAACAAGACGUGUACAAAUUCUACGAAUACAUCAAGAAGCAAGAGCUGAGCACUGGUGCAAUCGGAAAGAUUGACUCGAUUAAAAAGAGCUGGGAGCAGUUAACCGGUGCUCAACAGAUGGAAUAUGCCGAAAACUACCGCGAGUUAUUAUCAGAUGGAAAAGCCGUGGCUGGCAAAAUGGCCAUCGACUUGGCAUUGGCGCUAGACACGAGCCAAGUUCUCGAAGAUGGGUGCUACUACCUCAAGCCUAAGCUGGUGCUACGCAAAUACGCCUCGGAACUAACCAUGCAAGAGCAACUGCAAUUAUUGCUCAACCAUAAAGCUAAACGUGAAACGAGCAAGACGAAAUACGACAGAAUCAUACCGUCAUGGUCGGAACAGAAAGCUAUGCGCGAUGCCCACAAGGCAGAACAGGAGUUGAAAACAGCCGAAAAAUUAGCUAUCAAGCAAGCAGAGCUUGCUAAACGAAAAGCCGAACGACAAGCUGAGCGACAAGCUAUACGCGAGGCAAAGCUAGCAGAGAAGCAAGCGGCUGCAGAAGCCAGGGCUGCCGCUAGAUUGGCCAAAAAGGAAGCGGCUGCAGAAGCCAGGGCUGCCGCGAGAUUAGCCAAAAAGCACGUGGCUGCAGAAGCCAGGGCUGCCGCGAGAUUAGCCAAAAAGCAAGCGGCUGCAGAAGCCAGGACCGCUGCAAGAUUAGCCAAAAAGCAAGCUGCUAAAGACGCAGCCAGAGAAAAGAGUGAAGAUGGGAGGAAUCCAAGCGAAUAA
Messenger RNA from Lodderomyces beijingensis, 1470 nucleotides. NCBI's taxonomy places the organism in Eukaryota, Fungi, Ascomycota, Pichiomycetes, Serinales, Debaryomycetaceae. The record is from the annotation of a GenBank genome assembly.